Molecule: messenger RNA, 5297 nt
Organism: Zalophus californianus (California sea lion)
Lineage: Eukaryota; Metazoa; Chordata; Mammalia; Carnivora; Otariidae
Gene: EEPD1
Product: endonuclease/exonuclease/phosphatase family domain containing 1
Exons: 11
Coding region: 623-2491 (622 amino acids)
Biological process (GO): DNA repair
Cellular component (GO): plasma membrane
Molecular function (GO): DNA binding; catalytic activity
Source: RefSeq, a predicted model, not a curated record
GGCGGGGGCGGUGCGGCCAGGACUUUGGCUUUGACACGAACGGCGAGCUGGAGCUGUGGCUCUGGUGCUGGGCACCGACGCGGUCCUGGCGGAUCCCGCGUCCGAGCCGGGCGCAGGACUUUUCGCCUAGAUCAACGCAACUGCGGCGACGCCGCAAGUCCUGGUGCAGCCUCAAGACUUGGUGCAGCCACGGCGGCCGGAUUUCGCCGCCGCUGCCGCCUCCGCGCAGCCCUGCAGCUCUUGCCGGCUCCGGGAGAGCGACUCUGAGAGUUUCUCCCGCAGAAAGAGCCGGGACGCGCGGCCCGAGGCAGCCCAGCCACUGACCCACACACGCGCGGGCACCAGGAUUGGAGGCAGGGGGCCCGCGCAGUCCUGGGUUGGGCUCAGACUUCCGAGCCGCAGGUGGAAGGACGCCCCGGGAGAGCAGCGGAGAGGUGGCCAAGUGAAAGGUACUUUUGGACACCCUGGGCAUGGAGAUUUAGUGUUUGUGUUUGGUAACCGUUUCAUUCCCUGCAUCCUGAACCUUCCCUCCUUCUGUGCCAGUAAGGUUGUUGGGCUUCCUCCCUAGCCAGAGAGUUCUUCUGCGGGGUGAGGCCUUCCCAGGCCACUGACCCUGGCCGGCAUGGGGAGCACGCUGGGCUGCCAUCGCUCCAUACCGCGGGACCCCUCGGACCUGUCCCAUAACCGCAAGUUCAGCGCUGCCUGCAACUUCAGCAACAUCCUGGUCAAUCAGGAGCGGCUCAACAUCAACACGGCCACGGAGGAGGAGCUGAUGACCCUGCCUGGCGUGACCCGUGCGGUGGCUCGCAGCAUCGUGGAGUACCGCGAGUACAUCGGUGGCUUCAAAAAGGUGGAGGACCUGGCGCUGGUCAGCGGCGUGGGUGCCACCAAACUGGAGCAGGUCAAGUUUGAGAUCUGCGUGAGCAGCAAGGGCAGCUCUGCGCAGCACUCUCCCAGCUCCCUGCGGCGGGACCUGUUGGUGGAGCAGCAGCCUCACCACCUUGCCACGGCCGUGCCCCUAACCCCGCGUGUCAACAUCAACACGGCCACCCCGGCUCAGCUGAUGAGCAUUCGCGGCCUCACGGAGAAGAUGGCUGUCAGCAUCGUGGACUACCGCCGCGAGCAUGGGCCCUUCCGCAGCGUGGAGGACCUGGUGAGGAUGGGCGGUAUCAAUGCUGCCUUCCUCGACAGGAUCCGGCAUCAGGUGUUUGCAGAGAGGUCCAGGCCCCCGUCUACCCACACCAAUGGAGGCCUGACCUUCACCGCUAAGCCUCACCCCAGCCCUACCUCGCUAAGUUUGCAGAGUGAGGACCUGGACCUGCCACCAGGGGGGCCCACCCAGAUCAUCUCCACCCGCCCUUCCGUGGAGGCCUUCGGAGGCACAAGGGAUGGGCGGCCAGUGCUGAGGCUGGCCACCUGGAACCUGCAGGGCUGCUCAGUGGAGAAGGCCAACAACCCUGGGGUGCGAGAAGUGGUGUGCAUGACACUCUUGGAAAACAGCAUCAAGCUUCUAGCUGUGCAGGAACUACUUGACAGAGAGGCCUUGGAAAAGAACCGCCGUGUCCCCAGGACCCAGGCCACCUGGGGCAGCGAUGAUGAAACCGCCUGUAGGACUGCGGCGCUUAGUUGCGGAGAGCCCCAGCUUUGGAAUGCUUGUGGUGCCGUGCGCGCAUGCGCGUGCGCACCCACCAUCCCGUGGACCCGACGGCAGUUCUGUACGGAGCUAAACCAGCCUAUCCUGCCCAACAUCCGCAAGUGGAAGGGGCCUCGGGGAUGCUGGAAGGCCGUUGUUGCUGAGAUGCCCUCCACUCAGCUCCAGAAGGGGGCCGGGUUCUCUGGAUUCCUGUGGGAUGCUGCAGCCGGGGUAGAGCUGAGAGAUGCCACCUCGCAGGAAAAUUCGCCUGGUAAUGGGCACGGGAAGCCGAUGGGGCCCAGCCUGUACCUUGCGCGGUUCAAGGUGGGAAGUAAUGACUUGACCCUUGUGAACCUUCACCUGGCGGCCUUGACCCUCCCAGGGGGCGAGAAUCCUAGCAGGAAUCACAGUGACAGCCACCGUUUGGCUGGCUUUGUACAGACCUUGCAGGAAACCCUGAAAGGAGAAAAAGACAUGAUUUUUUUAGGGGAUUUUGGCCAGGGUCCUGACAGCAGUGACUAUGAUAUCUUGAGGAAAGAAAAAUUCUACCACCUGGUCCCUGCGCACACCUUCACCAACAUCAGCACCAAGAAUCCCCAAGGCUCAAAGUCUCUGGACAACAUCUGGAUCAGUAAAAGCUUAAAGAAGGUUUUCACAGGUCACUGGGCCGUAGUGAGAGAAGGCCUCACAAACCCUUGGAUUCCAGAUAACUGGUCCUGGGGCGGAGUGGCUUCUGAGCACUGCCCCGUGCUGGCUGAGUUGUACACCGAAAAGGAUUGGAACAAGAAGGAAGGCCUUCGGAACGGCAACGGGGUCCCCUUGGAGCGAAGUGAAGCCCACAUUAAGCACGAGCGAUGAUGGUGCCCAGUCUGUCUCUCCCCCUCUGAGCCUGGAGGGCCCCAGGCGAGGGAGUUCACCCUUCUAGGUGAAGACGCAGAGCCAGAACUGCGGUUUUGGUUUUCAGCUUGACACUAGCCCCUGGGCCUCGACCUGCCUGCCUUCUCUGUGGACGUUCUUGGACCAUCAGAAGCACAGUGGGGAACCGAGAUGUCUUGUAAUCUGGGGAUGCCGUCCCCCUCCGCAUAUGCGGGCAGGCUGCUGCCCCUGGGUGGCAGCAUGCACAGAAAGAACCCUAAUGGGGCUGACGGGGCAAGAGAGGGUGGUCUCAGGCCGCCAGGCCGGGUCUGAGCCAUGCCAGAAGCGCUCGUUUCUGACCACCGGUCCAUGAUGCUCUGGCAGCAGAUUGCAUAAAGCUUUUAACUGUGAGCUGAGCACUCUUCUCAAAUAUUUUGAGUGGUGACUUUUAGUUUUGUUUUGAAAAAAUAAACAGAGAUGAACCUGCCUGGUUGCAGUGAGCAUCCCGGGGGUGGGUUCCCGAGCUGCGGGUGUUCUGUGCCCACUUCCAGUGCCUCUGGGAGGCUGUGGUCCAGGAAGCGUGCUCCUUUACACCCCCCACUUCGCAGAGAUGCCUCUUACACCCCUGUCGAUCCCCUGAGGUCACCAGAAAAUCUUUCUAGGACCUUCUCCCUCCUAGCGUAUUCUUUAUCUUCUGACCCCUUUGCUAGACUGUCUUGUACCUCGAGCACCAUUUGUGCCCCCGGACAUUCAGCAUACGUCCCCUGGUGCUGGGCUAGAAUUCCCUCAGAAUGACCCCACUUCCUCCCUCCCUCCCCACCCACUCUCAUCUUCAAUCCGAUUCCUAGCCCAGAGCCGCCGCAUGGUGAUUCUGAGGACGAUCUGUUGAUUCUGGAUCUACAGGAAGCUAAGCCUGGGAGUAUUGAAAGAGGGUUCAUUUUUGUGGGGCUUGGGGGUGGGCAGGGGGACAUGCCCAUGCCAACGGCCCCUAGAUACCCCCUCCCUUAGCUGGUGUGGUUCUCCCUCAGGUCUCCUGUGAGACCAGAUUAUAACACCCAUUUUACAGCCAAAGAAACCAAGGCUUAAAGAGUGCUUAACCUUCUGCAGGUCACAUAACCGGUAAGUAAAUAGAUGGGAUCCAAACCCAGCCCAAAAGCCCAUGCCCACAUGUUCAUUCUCUGCUUGCCAACACCAAUGCCAUGAAAGCAGCAACACUGAUAGUGAAUGUGUGAAUCAUGAGCCUAGAUUAUGAGUUAUUCCAGGUCACCAUGGAAGCUCAGGGUUUAUUCCUCCCUCCACGCUGAAAACGUGGUGUGGACCAGUACCCAGAAACUGUUGUCGCCACACAGUGUGAACCCAGUGGCUUGGGGCUGGGACGAGAUGCAGUGAAAGAGGCUUCUUUUCCACCAAAGACCAUCUUUUGGACCACCCAGCUCCAAGGAGCAUCACUGACUGUGGGCCCAGGAGGGAAGUCCUCCGGGCGCUCCAAGGGUGCCUGGGCAUCAGCCGUGCCACUCCGAGGGACCAUCUCCAGUGGGAGGGAGCCAGUGAGCAGGGCCCCCGGGGCCAUCUCUCCGUUCUGCUGCACCAGCCGCACCCUUUACUGUCCCCAGACUUAGCAGGGGGUGCUCGGAAGAUGUCAAGGGAAGCAAAAUGGGCAUGGCCCUUAAGAGCGGGCUACAUUCUUCGUGUUUCUUUGGAUCUAAGUGUUGGAGUUCUCCCCCAGUGCUCCCGCGCAGAUACCGUCCCACUGGAGUGAGAGAGCACCCCGCCCGGCAGAGGUCGCCACCAUCUGGAAUGGGAGUUAACAAAACACUGUUUUCACAAUCAUCUUGGAUGAGUUUGAAGAUGAAGUUAGAAAAUGCUACACCAAAGCUGAAACUGGAUGAUUCUGCUACAAGGAAAUAUGCUUGAGGGGUCAAGAGUGGUCUUCCAAUAUCUGGUUAGUGUUGGCACAAUAUGCCCCAACCCUGCACAGAAUCUACAGGCCACACUCCAGCCAUCAUGACACAUGUGUGCGUGCCUUAAUGCUCCAAAGGGCCUGGCCUGCUACUUACCAAAGGUGAGAUGUGUGGCUUUGCAAGAACCACCGGGUGCCAGUUGGAAUAUAUCCUAUUUGCUGCAACAUUCUUCUUUGAGGCAAGCCCUUCUAGAUAUGUGAAUGAGAAAAAUCACAUAACCUAGCCUGCGUAAGACUUCCUAAAAUCAUUUCCUAGCAUGAAUGUGAACCAGACUUUGCUGUAUGCAUCUUUCAGUGUUAGCACCAUAUUUAAGCCUGAACUGAGGUAAAGAUAAACACUCAGAUAGCUUUGGGUAAAAAUUACAGUAGCAAUUUUGAAUGGGGUGCUUACAGCAGUGUUCUUCCUGAUCAUUAAAAUAAGUUGUUUGAAGAACCAUUUGAUCCCAAGUAUAUAUAUAUCCAAUAUAUAUCGAAAUUGAUAAUACAAAGCUAGGUGUAUAAGCUUUUAACAGAGAAAAUGCAGCAAAACAGAAUUCUCAUUUUUGAAAUUGAAACUAUGUCAUUAUUGGGUUGAUGAAGUCAAAGAUUUUGAUAAAAUAUACUGAGCCAACCUGACAAGGCCAGUUUGAUAUCAAAUAGCAAUGUCUAGGAAUUCCAUUUUUCAGAGCAUGGUCAAGUUUAUGGUAGACACUAGUCAAUAUCCAGUGCCUACAAGAACUACAUUAAUCUAUUUGUAUCUUGCUAGUCGCUCCAUUUAAUAAAAGGGAGUAGCUUCUCUCUUCCCCAACUAUUUUAAUCUAUGUAGACAAACCUUUCUGGAACUUUUAGUUAUCAUUUAUAUAAAGGAAU